UAAUAAUCAUCAUUGCAAGAGAAGGGAGAGUAAGGAAUAAAAGAGACGUAGUAGAGACAAAUUACUUCAUUCGCUUUAUUAAUGUGACUUCUUGAUAAAACAUAAUACAGAAAAUAUCUUACUUGAUAACCUAAUGGUGUCAUUCAUUGUUAUUCAAACAGUUCUACACGAAUUUUUGAGUUAAAAAUUUCAACUCAAGAAAGGGAUUGCUGAUAUUUAUAAUAAUCAAUAAAAAUGGUUCAUGAUGAUGGAAUUAUUAAUCAAUCUAAACCUGUCAUAUUAAAUAAUGAAGAGAAACUUGACAGGAUAUCACAUACUUUAGUGUUUUAUGUUAAUGGUAAAGAGGUGAUUGAUAAUAGUGUUAAUCCAGAAUGGACUUUAUUAUGGUAUUUAAGAAAUAAGCUACGUUUAACUGGUACAAAAUUAGGCUGUGCAGAAGGUGGUUGUGGAGCAUGCACUGUAAUGAUAUCAAAAUUGGAUCGUACAACAGGAAUUAUUACACAUCUAGCAGUGAAUGCAUGUUUAACACUGGUUUGUGCCAUGCAUGGUUUAGCAAUAACUACCAUUGAAGGUAUUGGAAGUGUUAAAACGACACUGCAUCCGGUCCAAGAACGAAUAGCAAAAGCACAUGGAUCACAAUGUGGUUUUUGCACACCGGGAAUUAUAAUGUCUAUGUAUGCUUUACUACGUACUACUCCUAAACCAAAUAUGAAAGAUCUUGAAAUAGCUUUUCAAGGAAAUUUAUGCAGAUGUACUGGAUACCGUCCAAUCAUAGAAGCUUAUAAAACUUUUACGGAAGAAUGGGAAAUUAUGCAAUUAAUAUCAAAAGAUAAAGAAAAAUCUUUAACAAAUGGAGAAUGUUCUAUGGGAGAAAAUUGUUGUAAAAAAAUACCAAUAGUAGAACCCACAGAAGUUUUUGAUUCAAAAGAAUUUUGUUCAUAUGAUCCUUCUCAGGAAAUAAUAUUUCCUCCUAAAUUACAUAUUUCUUCACAUUUAGAUGAAGACUACUUAAUAAUAGAAGGGAAAAAUGUUACUUGGUAUAGACCAAAAACACUUACUGAAUUAUUAUAUUUAAAAAAUCAAUAUCCGAAUGCAAAAAUUGUUGUAGGAAAUACAGAGAUAGGGGUUGAAGUUAAAUUUAAGUAUCUAUCUUAUCCAGUUCUUAUACAGCCUACUUUAAUCAAAGAAAUGCAUACUAUCGAAGAAUAUUCAAAAGUAUUGAAUAUAGGUGCUAGUGUUACACUUGUUGAAAUGGAAAAAUCCUUAAAAAAUCAAAUUGCUAUAAAACCUGAAUAUCAAACGAGAAUUUUUAAUGAAAUAGUUAAUAUGCUUUACUAUUUUGCUGGAAAACAAAUCAGAAAUGUGGCUGCUGUUGGUGGAAAUAUAAUGACGGGAAGUCCUAUAUCAGAUCUGAAUCCAAUUUUUAUGGCAGCUGGAGUAAAGUUAAAUGUUUCAAGCUUGAAAAAUGGAAAUAGACUUAUUCCAAUGGAUCACACUUUUUUUAAAGGUUAUCGGCAAAAUGUUAUUUCAUCAGAAGAAAUUUUACUUUCGAUACAAAUACCAUUUUCUGAAAAAAAUCAAUAUUUUGUUGCUUUUAAACAAGCAAGAAGACGAGAUGAUGAUAUUGCUAUUGUUAAUAUGGCAUUAAAUGUAUUCUUUGAGCCAGAAAGUAAUAUCGUUAAUAAAGCAUAUUUAGCUUUUGGUGGUAUGGCUCCAACGACGGUUUUAGCAAGAAAAACUUGUAAUAUUAUGAUUGGAAGGAAAUGGGAUAAAGAUCUUUUAGAAACUAUUUAUGAUUCAUUAUUGAAUGAAUUACCUUUAUCAGAUAAUGUACCGGGCGGAAUGGUCAAGUAUCGUAGAUCGUUGAGUUUAAGUCUAUUCUUUAAAGGAUUUUUGCAUAUAGCUAAAAAAUUUCAAAUAUUUUUGCCAAAAGAAGUUGAAAGUGCAACAGAAGGAUUCCAUACCAAAAAAUUAAAAAGUUCACAAUAUUAUCAAGUGGUUCAAAAAGAUCAGGAAGCAAAUGAUUUAGUUGGAAGAUCAAUUGUUCAUGCUAGUGCAUAUAAACAAGCAACUGGAGAAGCAAUAUAUUGCGAUGAUAUGCCCAAGUUUGUCGACGAACUAUAUUUAGCUGUAGUUUUAUCAACCAGAGCUCAUGCAAAGAUUUUGAAAAUCGAUGCAACUAAAGCAUUGUUGAUAGAAGGUGUAAUUGUUUUUUAUAGUGCAAAGGAUAUACCUGAAAAACAGCGAUGGUUUGGUCCCAUAUUUAAAGACGAAGAAAUUUUUGUAUCGGAAAAGGUGACAAGUCAUGGUCAAGUAAUUGGAGCAAUUGUAGCUAUUAAUCAAACCAUUGCACAGAAAGCAGCUAGAAUGGUUGAAAUUGAAUAUGAAAAUUUAGAACCAAUAAUUAUUUCUAUAGAGGAUGCUAUUAAACAUCGUUCCUUUUUCAAUCAAACACCAAAACAUAUAAAUAAUGGAGACAUAGAAAAGGCUUUUAUUGAAUCACAACAUAUUCUUAAAGGAGAAGUUCGAACAGGAGCACAAGAGCAUUUUUAUCUUGAAACAAAUGCAACUUUGGCAAUUCCAAAAGAAGAAGAUGAAUUAGAAAUAUUUUGUUCAACACAACAUCCCACAGAGCUUCAGAAAUUUAUUUCACAUCUUUUAAAUAUCCAUGCUAAUAAAAUUGUGGUCAGAACAAAAAGAUUAGGUGGUGGUUUUGGAGGGAAAGAAUCUCGUUCAGCAGUACUUGCUUUACCAGUUGUUUUUGCUGCUUAUAAAUUAAGAAAACCAGUACGUUGCAUGCUUGAUAGAGAUGAAGAUAUUAUGAUGUCUGGAGCAAGACAUCCAUUUUUGUUAAAAUAUAAAGUUGGAUUUGAUGAUUCUGGUUUAAUCAAAGGAGCACAAGUUUAUAUCUAUAAUAAUGCAGGUUAUUCUUAUGACUUAUCUCCUGCAGUAUUAGAACGGGCUAUGUUCCAUUUUGAAAAUUCUUAUAAGAUACCAGUGUCUGAUGUAUAUGGUUUUAUAUGUAAAACUAAUAUACCGUCAAGUACGGCAUUUCGUGGUUUUGGAGGUCCGCAAGGAAUGUUUUUAGCUGAAACAAUGAUAAGGCAUAUUGCAGAAUAUUUAAAUAAAAAUCCUGUUGAGAUUGCAGAAUUGAAUUUAUAUAAAGAAGAAGAUACAACUCAUUAUAAUCAGAAGCUCUUUAAUUGUACAAUACAACGUUGCUGGAAAGAGUGUAUUUUAUCUUCAAAUUAUAAUGAACGUCUUUUACAAGUUCAAAAAUAUAACAGAGAAAAUAGAUACAAGAAAAAAGGAUUGGCAAUAGUCCCAACAAAAUUUGGUAUUUCUUUCUCUAUAGCCUUUCUAAAUCAAGCAGGAGCGCUUGUACAUGUCUAUACAGAUGGUUCUGUAUUAAUUAGUCAUGGUGGUGUUGAAAUGGGACAAGGUUUACAUACAAAAAUGAUACAAGUAGCAAGUAGAUCAUUAAAAAUAAAACCUGAUAAAAUACACAUAAUGGAAACAGCUACUGAUAAAGUACCAAAUACAUCUGCAACAGCAGCUAGUGCUUCUUCAGAUUUAAAUGGUAUGGCCAUCAUGAAUGCUUGUAAUAAAAUUAUGGAACGUCUAAAACCAGUGAUAGAUAAAAAUCCUAAUGGUACAUGGGAAGAAUGGGUGACAACAGCUUAUUUGGAAAGAAUUAGCCUUUCUGCUACUGGUUUUUACAAAACUCCCGACAUACAAUAUUCAUUUGAAACUAAUACGGGAAAUGUAUUCAAUUAUUUUACGUAUGGCGUUGCAUGUUCAGAAGUAGAAAUCGAUUGUUUGACUGGAGAUCAUCAAGUAUUACAAACUGAUAUUGUAAUGGAUUUAGGUGAAAGUCUAAAUCCUGCGAUUGAUAUUGGACAAAUUGAAGGAGCUUUUAUGCAAGGAUAUGGUUUAUUCACAUUGGAAGAAAUGGUAUAUUUAAGAAAUGGAGCUAUUGCGACUAGAGGUCCAGGUGCAUAUAAAAUACCUGGUUUUGCAGAUAUUCCAGAAAUAUUUAAUGUAUCCUUACUAAAAGGUGCCUCAAAUCCUAGAGCUGUUUAUUCGUCCAAGGCUGUAGGAGAACCUCCACUGUUUCUUGCAUCCUCUAUAUUUUUUGCAAUAAAAGAAGCUAUUAAAUCUGCUCGCACAGACUAUAAUCUUAAAAAUUACUUUCAAUUAGAUGCACCUGCAACUGCAGCUCGUAUUCGUUUAGCAUGCAUUGAUGAUUUUACAUCAAAGAUUGCAGAACCAAAUUUACAACAUCAAUGGAAUAUUGUUCCAUAGAAAUAUUAUAAUGAAAUAAAAAACAAAUAUCUUUAUUUAUGGGCAUAGCUAAAAUAGAGUAAAUAAGAUACUUAUUGUUCUCUUACUUACUCAUGAUUAAUGACAAAAAACAUAUUUUAAAAAAUAUAUGCUCAGAUUUAUAAUUAGAUUGAAUAAUUUUUGUAUAUUUAGUGUAUAUAGAAUAUUGAUUCUAAAAAAUAAAUAUAAUUGUUUGAAAAAAUAUUUUGAAUUUGUUGAAAAUAAAAGACUUUUCAAAAUUUUGUUUCAAA
Apis cerana (Asiatic honeybee) is the source of this 4574-nucleotide messenger RNA. It is a transcript of the gene ry, whose product is annotated as xanthine dehydrogenase rosy. Lineage: Eukaryota; Metazoa; Arthropoda; Insecta; Hymenoptera; Apidae. Gene Ontology annotation, molecular function: xanthine dehydrogenase activity; molybdopterin cofactor binding; iron ion binding. The record is from RefSeq and is a predicted model, not a curated record.